CUAAAAAGCUUAAGAAGGAAAUUAUAUAGAGUUUAUUAUUUUAUAACCUGUAGAAAUAACAUUUGCAAGAAUAAUUAGCUAAUAUGAAGAAAACAUAGAAUAAGGAGGUUAUUAACAAAAAUCUUAUUAAAAUAUGUCUAAUGCUAAUAUAACUAUUAUUUAAUAUAAUUAUGAAGAUUAAUUAAUUUAAGAAGAAAUGUUAUAAGAUAUCAUAAACAAUGGUGUAUAUGAAACUAAUUUAACCCCAGGCAAAUAUAAAAUUAUCGUUUAAAAAUUCGGAUUUACUGAAGUGGAUAUGGAUUACGUAUUCAAAUUUGGAAAUUAAGAAUUAAAGCUUCCUCUUGCUUAAAAACUUUAAGUUUCUGAAGAAGAAAAGCUUAAAAAUACAUACAAAAAUAAUUCAAUUAAUUAAGAAAGUGUAUAAAAAAAUAGAGUUAGACCAACUUCAGGGAGACCUUAAAGUUCAAAUAGUUAAUAAGGCGGAUAAAAAAAUACUAACGAGUAAAAAAAUAUGCCUGUAAGACCUUCUUCAGCUAAUAAAAUUUUGAAUAUUUAAGUUUAUGAAGCUGGAAAUUUCUAAUAAGUAAUCUAAAACUGUUCUAUUAAAGUAUUUUUUUAUUUUAAUAUUUUAAAACAAAUAAAAUUCAAUUAAAGAUUAUUGAUAAAAGAAGAUAAAUAGUAGAAAAAAUCACUGAUGAAUACGGAUUCUGCAGUGUAAUUUUAGAUGGAUUUUUCGAAGGAAUUCUAGAAAUAAAACAUGAAAGUAAAAAAUAUGUAAUAUAUAUUUAUUAAUUAAAAAAAAGAUUAUAUGAAAAUUGUCGAAGAAUAUGGACACAAUAAAAUGGAUUUAAAUAAAAUGACUGAACUAUCUUUUCCAUUAAUAAGAAAGCCAGAAACUGAUAAUGAAGUAAAUAUAUUAGUACUUACUGAUACUGAUAAAUAAAUAUUAAAUAUGAAUGUUAUAAAUCCUAAAAACGAAAUAAUCUAAAAUACAAAAGGCGAAGUUUUAAUUGAACCAAAUGCAGAACAAUGUAGUAUUUUGAUUAAGAUUAAUAAAAUAAAAUAAUAAAAUGGAAUUUAUAGAAUUUUUGCAAAUGUAAAUGAUAUAGAUUAUUUAAGUCCUUCUUCUGUAAAGCUUUAUAUUAUUACUCAAAAGAAUAUGCAUUUUGUUGAAGUUCCUAAAACUCAUCCAUUAGGACUUUCGAAAAAUAUUUAUUGGGAUAUAGGAGUAGUAUGUGCACCAACUGGAGAUUUUAUAGAAAUAAAUGCUUGCACUUCUUAGGAAAUUAAAAAAGAUAUGUAUUUAUAUUAAUAUAAAAAACUUAUUGAUUUCCUUUAUAAUUCAAAACAAAUUGAUACUAAGUCAAUUUUAGGAUUUAAUAAGUCUGAUAAAGAUAACGAUGUACUUUAAAUAUAAGGCGAUACUUUUGUAAAAAAAGAAAAAAUAGAGUAAAGCUUAGAAAAAUAUAUUGAUAAAAAUGCUAAAGGAAUUGAACAUUUAAUUAAUUCAGCUUUAAAUACUAACGGAUUAUAUAGUUAUAAUAAGCUUAAAGCUAAACUUGAUAGUAUUAAAUAUCCAGUUAACUUUGGAAACUUAGAUUAAUUACAUGAAGAAGAAGACGAAGAGGAUGAAAUGUUAUGA
Molecule: messenger RNA, 1642 nt
Organism: Ichthyophthirius multifiliis
Lineage: Eukaryota; Ciliophora; Oligohymenophorea; Hymenostomatida
Exons: 5
Source: RefSeq, a predicted model, not a curated record